AUGGCACAUCCAUCACAACUAGGCUUUCAAGACGCAGCUUCGCCAGUGAUAGAAGAACUUCUACAUUUCCACGACCACGCCUUAAUAAUUGUAUUCCUUAUCAGCACCCUAGUGCUUUACAUUAUUGUAGCCAUGGUAUCGACCAAACUUACUAAUAGCUAUAUUUUAGACUCCCAAGAAAUUGAGGUUGUCUGAACAAUUCUUCCAGCAGUUAUCCUCAUCCUAAUUGCCCUCCCUUCCCUUCGAAUCCUCUAUCUGAUAGACGAAAUUAACGACCCACACUUAACUGUAAAAGCAGUGGGACAUCAAUGAUACUGAAGUUACGAAUAUACCGACUAUCAACAACUUGGCUUUGACUCCUACAUGAUUCCAACCCAGGACCUGACUCCUGGGCAGUUUCGCCUCUUAGAAACAGAUCACCGAAUAGUGGUACCCUCCGAAACCCCAGUUCGAGUCCUAGUAACAGCCGAAGAUGUCCUCCACUCUUGAGCAGUACCUGCCCUAGGCGUUAAAAUGGACGCAGUACCAGGCCGCCUAAAUCAAACAGCUUUCAUUGCAUCCCGACCAGGAGUCUUCUACGGACAAUGCUCUGAAAUUUGCGGCGCCAACCAUAGCUUCAUACCAAUUGUUGUAGAAGCAGUACCUCUACAACACUUUGAAAACUGAUCCUCCUUUAUACUUCAAGACGCUU
This is a messenger RNA of Cheilinus undulatus (humphead wrasse), 691 nucleotides long. The record is from the annotation of a RefSeq genome assembly. NCBI's taxonomy places the organism in Eukaryota, Metazoa, Chordata, Actinopteri, Labriformes, Labridae.